ACACAAAAUUGAAGAUGAAGAGCAAAGAGAAACAGCGGCGGAAACUGAUGGUUCCAAAACAGAAGACUGAGGCAAGCAGCAGCAGCGACGAUGAAGAUUCUGAUGUGGAGAAAAACUUUGCUCUGCUCACCAAGAGAGAGGAUGCAAGUGGAGUAACUGAGGAACUGGACCACCUUGGAGAGGGAGAAGAGGACUGCAGUGAUGAAGAGGAGGGAACUGAAGAGGAAUCGGAUGGCAGGAAUGAGGACUCUGAUGAGGGUAGUGAAGAAGAAGAAGUAGUAUCGGAUGGCCAGGAGGAAGAGGGUGAAAGCAGUGACAUUUCUGAGGAGGAUGGGAAUGAUGAAGAUGAUGGUGAUGUUGGUGAGAUCCACACACAAGAAGACAUCAGAAAAGAACUGUCCAACAUGCCCUUUGAGGACAUCAUAAAGCUGCAGAAUCAGGUGGGGACAAAAGUUUACAAUGAGGUUGCUUACAGCAACAAAAAGAGUCAACAUGCAAGCAAGAAGAAACGACUAAACAAGAACAGGCCAAUGGAGAUCUCAGCUAAGAAGCCAGCACCUUUCAUACGUCAAGUUGUUUCUGUCAAGAAACCAGCAAUAAGAGAUCCUCGGUUUGAUGAUCUUUCUGGGGAAUAUAAACCAGAAAUUUUUGAGAAGACGUACAAGUUCAUUAAUGACAUCAAACACAAUGAAAAAGAAAUUGUCCAGAAAAGGCUGAGGAGGAUGAAGGACAGCAGCCAAAAGAAGGAGAAGCUACAGUUCCUGCUGAAAAGAUUGGAGAACCAGGAGCGAGCGAGACUGAGCCGAGAGCAGCAGAGGGAGAGAGAGCUGGAGUUCAAGAGACAGCAGAGAGAACGGGCCCAUCACGGAGAUCGUCCGUUCUUCCUCAAAAAAUCUGAUAAGAAGAAACUGCAGCUGGCUGACAAAUACCUGGAGCUGAAAAAGAAUGGCAAAUUGGAGAACUUCUUGAACAAGAAGAGGAAGAGGAACGCUGGGAAGGACCGUAAGAAGCUGCCCAAACAGCUGCACAGCAAGGCUUCAUGAGACGCCCACUUAUCAAAACCUCCAGAAGAAGCUGCUGAAAUGUAGAUGGGGGUGAUGCUUUGAUACUUCUUUAAUAAAACAUGUCAGCCUGCUGAUGGAGCUGUAGGACUUCAUGUUUUUCACCAAGUUAUUUCACUGAGAAAUCCUUGGUGCCUUCAACGAUGCUUGGACAUAUGAAGACGGAUGGCUAAAAUGUCUAAAGUAUCCCCUUGAUUAGCAUUUUAAAGUACGCAAAGUUUGACAGGUUUGUGAUAAGUAGAUCCAGUCAUCAUGCAAACGUUCAUGUGCAAAUGGUAAUAGCUGUUUUGAAUAUUUUUAUUUUGUUUUUUAAUUGAACUGAGCUG
Molecule: messenger RNA, 1387 nt
Organism: Nematolebias whitei (Rio pearlfish)
Lineage: Eukaryota; Metazoa; Chordata; Actinopteri; Cyprinodontiformes; Rivulidae
Gene: rrp36
Product: ribosomal RNA processing 36
Exons: 7
Coding region: 15-1043 (342 amino acids)
Biological process (GO): maturation of SSU-rRNA from tricistronic rRNA transcript (SSU-rRNA, 5.8S rRNA, LSU-rRNA)
Cellular component (GO): nucleolus; 90S preribosome
Source: RefSeq, a predicted model, not a curated record